Medioppia subpectinata is the source of this 650-nucleotide messenger RNA. The record is from the annotation of a GenBank genome assembly. NCBI's taxonomy places the organism in Eukaryota, Metazoa, Arthropoda, Arachnida, Sarcoptiformes, Oppiidae.
UAUAAUAAAUGAUGUCAACGAUCAAGCAUUUAGUGGUGCAUUGGUUUCACACCGUAUCGGCCAUCAUAUUCAUCCAUUUGGGCUCAUGUGUCACGCCGUCGCUCAUACCGGAGCUCAUUAACGACAGCCACGGCCACAGGCAGACCAACUGGACCAACACUAUCGCCUGUCCCAAACAGUGUGUCUGUUCACUACAGCUAUCUAUUUAUUCAGGAGAGUUGGUUCAGGCGGUGAACUGUUCAUUUCAGUCGAUGAACUCAAUGCCCAAAUCAAUACCACUGGACACGGAAUCGCUGGGCUUAACGUAUAAUCUAAUUGAGGAUCUCUAUGAAAAGUUCCCGGCCUUCGACCGGCUCCAGGAGCUAUACUUAUCGCACAAUCAGAUCAAUCACCUAGGUCGUGGCCAAACGUUUUACAACUUGACCCAUCUCAAAUUGCUGGACAUUUCGCAUAAUAAAUUUCGUACCCUAUUUGCGGACGUGUUUCGCGGUCUUAAGCGGCUGGAAGUGCUGGACCUGAGCAACGGUCACAUCAAGUAUAUCGAUGAACACGCCUUCGACGGCCUGGAGAUGCUUAAGGAGCUGAACAUCGAGAACAAUCAACUCUCGUCCAUAUAUUUAGAGUUGUUUCAAAGUAUACUCAAUCUUAGC